GUCUCAGUAUUAACGGCCAGUGACACGUAUUGCAUAAAAACUACAUUUUUUAAAACUAAAUAGUGUCUCUUAGAUGUUUAAAUUUAGACUUUAUUACAUUGUGUUAAUAAUCAUACUUAUUAAAUAUAUGUGAUAUAUGACGUGUAUUUUUGUUUUUAAACUUAGACCAUAUUAUAAGUGAUAAUUUUAAUUGUGUUGUAUGUUGAAUGGUUAAUAAAUGAAAAUGUUUGAGUACAAGUAUUUAAGUAAGGAACAUUUAAAUGGAUUGGAUAGUUAUAAGUACAGUGCUAUAGACACGAGCCCACUCAGCAACUAUGUUAUGCACCCGUCUUGGAACGCCGCUGUCAAGCUCAUACCAAAACGGAUAGCCCCAAACCUGCUGACGUUUCUUGGUUUCCUCUGCAUGGUGGUGGACGUCGCCCUCCUCUGGGUCUACGACUACGGGUACACCGCAUCAGGGGGCCCAGGGGCAGUGGUCAACUAUGACCAGAGCGGUGUGCCGCACUGGGUGUUCCCCACUUGUGGGGUGAUGUUAUUCUUGGCCUAUAACUUAGAUGGCAUUGACGGCAAGCAAGCGCGUCGUAUCGGAGUGUCUGGACCCCUGGGGGAGAUGUUUGACCACGGCCUGGACUCCUUCAUCGUGUUUCUGAUCCCCUACUGCCUCUUCUCCCUGUUCGGAAGGGACCAUGAGUUUUCUGUGCCUAUAUUCAGAGCAUUCUUACAAGUGAUUAGCGUGGUGCUAAAUUUCUACAUCAGUCAUAUUGAGAAAUAUACUACCAAGACCCUUUAUUUACCGUGGGGGUACGACUUUAGCAUGUGGUUGUCGACGCUCCUGUUCUUCGGGCCGUGCCUGUGCGGGCCCGGCGUGUACAAGGUGUACCUGUUCGGGAACCUCACCCUGGUGAGGGUCAUGGAGAUCGCAAUCCACCUGACCGGACUAUUGACAACCCUGCCCAUUGCGGUUUAUAACAUCUAUUUACACUGCCACUCACCCCAAGGCAAGAACGCCACCCUCGGCAGUGUCCUCAGGCCAGUGUGGUCCAUGCUAGUGAUGGUGGUCCUGGUGGUCACGUGGGCGGUCGCCUCUCCUAAUGACGUCAUGUCCUACGACCCCAGGGUCUUCGUGCUGAUGUUCGGCAUCAUGUUCACUAAUAUUUCUAGUCGUCUGAUAGUCUCCUGCAUGACGGGCCAGCGGUGCGACCUGGUCUGCUGGCUCAACUUCCCCCUGCUCCUCGCCGUGUGGGUCGUCCUCUACAUGCCCCGCCUGGAGAUGCUGGUCAUGUACCUGUUCACAGCGUUCGCGUUAGCUGCCCAUGUGCAUUAUGGGGUUUGUGUGGUGCGGCAAAUUUGUGAAUAUCAAAAUAUAAGAUGUUUUGUGGUCCCCAAAGAGAAACGACGGUGAAGUUUAAGUUUAUUUUUUAAGUAAUGAAUUAUGUUUAGUAGUUUUAUUUUUUAAUUAUAGUAUUUUUUA
Molecule: messenger RNA, 1471 nt
Organism: Plodia interpunctella (Indianmeal moth)
Lineage: Eukaryota; Metazoa; Arthropoda; Insecta; Lepidoptera; Pyralidae
Product: ethanolaminephosphotransferase 1-like
Exons: 9
Coding region: 218-1402 (394 amino acids)
Biological process (GO): phosphatidylethanolamine biosynthetic process
Cellular component (GO): Golgi apparatus; endoplasmic reticulum membrane
Molecular function (GO): ethanolaminephosphotransferase activity
Source: RefSeq, a predicted model, not a curated record